Molecule: messenger RNA, 2635 nt
Organism: Acipenser ruthenus (sterlet)
Lineage: Eukaryota; Metazoa; Chordata; Actinopteri; Acipenseriformes; Acipenseridae
Product: src substrate cortactin-like
Exons: 16
Coding region: 113-1711 (532 amino acids)
Biological process (GO): regulation of actin filament polymerization
Cellular component (GO): site of polarized growth; cortical actin cytoskeleton; actin filament
Molecular function (GO): actin filament binding
Source: RefSeq, a predicted model, not a curated record
GCCUCGGGGACGCGCGGCGCAGCCCGAUCUCUGACAGGUGGAUCGAAGUGCGAACAGAUUCGACUCGGCGCAGCAAUUCCUGAGUUUCGGACAAACGGCCAUCGACACAACGAUGUGGAAGUCUGUGGUGGGACAUAACGUCAGUGUGAAAGUGGAGGCGGAGGGGGACGACUGGGACACGGACCCUGAUUUUGUGAACGAUGUGUCCGAGCAGGAGCAGCGAUGGGGGGCAAAGACCAUCGAGGGAUCAGGGCGCAGCGAGCACUUCAGUGUGCACCAGCUACGGGAGCACGUGUCGAAGGAGCACGAGGAGAAGAAGAAGAAGGAGCUGGCGGAGGGGCCCAAGGCCUCGUACGGAUACGGGGGCAAGUUUGGGGUGGAGAAGGACCGCAUGGACAAGGUUGCCAUGGGCCACGGCUAUGUGGCAGAGGUGGACAAGCACUCCUCUCAGACCGACGCGGCCCAAGGCUUCGGGGGGAAGUACGGGGUACAGAAGGAUCGCAUUGACAAGUCUGCCGUCGGCUUUGAAUACAAGGGGCAGGUGGAGCAGCACGCCUCGCAGAAAGAUUACUCAAAGGGCUUCGGAGGGAAGUACGGUGUGGAGCGAGAGAAGGUGGAUAAAGCAGCUUUGGGGUACGACUACAAGGCAGAGACAGAGAAACACGAGUCCCAGAAAGAUUACUCAAAGGGCUUCGGAGGGAAGUAUGGUGUGGAGCGAGACAAAGUGGAUAAAGCAGCGUUGGGGUACGACUACAAGGCAGAGACAGAGAAACACGAGUCCCAGAAAGAUUACUCAAAGGGCUUCGGAGGGAAGUACGGUGUGGAGCGAGAGAAGGUGGAUAAAGCAGCUUUGGGGUACGACUACAAGGCAGAGACAGAGAAACACGAGUCCCAGAAAGAUUAUGCCAAGGGUUUUGGGGGGCGCUAUGGUGUGCAGACAGACCGCAUGGAUAAGGGCGCCGCCUCCUUCACUGAGAUGGAGGCACCAACAUCCUCCUAUCAGAAAACCCAACCCGUCGAGGCAUCGAGCAGCGGGGCCAGCAGUCUGAAGGCACGCUUCGAGAACAUGGCCAAGGCGACGGGCGAGGAGGACCGCCGGAGAGCCGAGGAGGAGCGAGCGAGGAGAGAGGCCCGAGAGAAGAGAGAGCAGGAGGAGGCGCGCAAGAGACAGCAGCAGGAAACAGAGCUGAGCACCAGAGAGGAGGAGGAGGAGCCUCCUGCUCAAAAAGCCCCUGCCAUACCGUCCUCAAGGGCCCCGCAGGCGUCUCCAGCACUGCCCGAGAGACGAAGAGAGGUGCCUGAACCGGAGCCUGAACCGGAACGUGAACCAGAGUCUGAACCCUGCUACAGGCAGGCGGAGGAGCAGGAGGACCCUGAGUACGAGGAGCCCCCCGAUCUGCCCCCCCGCUUGGAGGAGAUGCCCAGCACAAAGGAGGAGGAGGAGGAGGAGGAGGAGGAGCCGGGGGUCUACGAGGACGUUUCAGUACUCUCAAGCACUGACACAGCUGCUGAGAAUGAGUACGAGGAGGCUCCAGCAGGCCUGUGUGCAGUGGCUCUCUAUGAUUACCAGGGAGAGGGCGAUGACGAGAUCUCCUUCGACCCGGACGACAUCAUCAGAGGCAUUGAGAUUGUGGACGAGUCGUGGUGGAAGGGGCAGUGCCGCGGCCGGGUCGGACUGUUCCCUGCCACAUACGUGGAGCUCAUGCAGUGAGCGCCCCCUGUGGGCCUGGCUGACCCCAUCUGUCUCUCUCUCUCUCUCUCUCUCUCUCUCUCGCUGUGCUGCCAGUAAUGCAGCAUCACACUCUAAUCCAGGCAGUUUCAGCUCCUUUUUAAAUGUUUAAAAGUAUGAAGCAGCAGCAGCAGCAGCAGUGUGUUCGAGCCCCAGCCCCACUCCCCUUGCCAGUGCCCCAGCAGCAGCAGUGUGUUUGAACCCCAGCCCCGCUCCCCUUGCCAGUGCCCCAACAGCAGCAGUGUGUUCGAGCCCCAGCCCCGUUCCCCUUGCCAGUGCCCCAGCAGCAGCAGUGUGUUUGAACCCCAGCCCCGCUCCCCUUGCUAGUGCCCCAGCAGCAGCAGUGUGUUUGAACCCCAGCCCCGCUCCCCUUGCUAGUGCCCCAGCAGUAGAGUAUUACCUGCUAUCUGCAUGCUGCGCUAGGCCGGGUACUUAGUCUUGCAGUCAUGUCCUUGAAUUCAGCCUAGGCUCAGGUAUUUCAAUACAAGCCAUAAGUAGUUCAAGUAGAGGACGUGGGGCUCCACAGUAUCAUACCUGAAAGAGGUCAUGUUUAAAAGUAGCUGGGGGUGAGAUCAUUUCCUAGCGCUGCAGCAUGUGUCUCUGUGUUGGAUGAGGCCGGCCCUCCUGUGUAUUGAAUGCAGUGUACCUACAGUGCUGGGUGGUGUUCACAUGGAAACCCAGGGUGUGAGAUGCAUGUGGAUACGCACCGGGAGUUUCCGUAGCGAGCUGUGCAGAACAUCAUGGCUUUACCAGGCUGUGCUUUCAGACAGGGGCUCUCUUUGUAGUCUGGGCUCUGAUUAUUGUUGUUCAAUUGAUUGUCAUUUCUUUUUUAUUCUUACAAGACUAUACAUAUUGUCAUGUAAAAGCAGCAGCUGUGCAAUGAAAUUAAACAGAUGCUUAAAGUAA